This is a messenger RNA of Eriocheir sinensis (Chinese mitten crab), 5909 nucleotides long. RefSeq lists its product as uncharacterized. Gene Ontology annotation, biological process: regulation of membrane potential; monoatomic ion transmembrane transport; nervous system process. NCBI's taxonomy places the organism in Eukaryota, Metazoa, Arthropoda, Malacostraca, Decapoda, Varunidae. Gene Ontology annotation, cellular component: neuron projection; membrane; synapse. The record is from RefSeq and is a predicted model, not a curated record. The transcript is spliced from 6 exons. The coding region runs from base 105 to 2810 and encodes 901 amino acids. Gene Ontology annotation, molecular function: transmembrane signaling receptor activity; neurotransmitter receptor activity; extracellular ligand-gated monoatomic ion channel activity.
UCAGCUGCAAAGUCCGUCCAUCAGUCCUUUGUCUUUGCGUCCACUUCUUUCCUCGCGUCGCCUCGUCGUCUAAUUGGUUCUAAGUUCUACACGUCUUCGGUCACAUGUUUACAGAGAUGGUUUUGUCGUCACAUUACAAGAUGGAUGGAGUGGCAGCAGCGGCGGCGGUGGUGGUGGCGGCUGCAACACGAUACACUGGCACUGUUCUCACCAUAAUGGCAUUACUACAGGCACCGCGCCCCGCCCUGGCCAACGUGGACGCCUCAGAGGCCAAGAACUUCCGGCUGUUCCCGCACAUCACCUCCGAGAAUGGCAGCUUUGUGGCGGCGGAGGGGCUGGCGAUGAGGCGGAACCAGCUGACGGUGUGCGUGUGGGCGCGGGUCACCUACUUCAGGCGGCCCUCCAUUGCCCUCAGCCUCGGCAGUCGCGACGCAACUGUCGGCGACGUUAGUGUGGGCAUAGUGCCCCAAGGAGUGCUGCUGCGCCAAGGUCGCUCCGUGUGGUUGGCGGCGGCACUAGUGGUGCCGCUCACGUGGUACCACCUGUGCCUGGCCCUCACGUCGCAAGCUGUCUCGCUGUACCUGGAUGCGCGCCGCCUACUACAGGUGAACCCGGCCGUUGACUUCUUCAAGAGUGAUCUGCGCGCGGUGAUAGGCGGCGGCGUGAUGUGGCCCGACACCUCGCCUUCCACCUUCACUUUUGAAGGGCCGACGGACGACAGCUGGGAGGACCUGCAAGCCUCGGAGUCAUUCAACGCGGUGGUCGGCUCCUUCGCCGGGGACCUGCUGGCACCUGAGCUGUGGAACGCCGAGUUAAAGGAAGCGCAGGUGAAACAGUUGGCGGAUUGCAUCAUUCUGCAAGGCCCCCAGAGGCUGCGCCCCGUGUCCUGGCAAGCCGUGGGACAGAACGUCACCGAGUCAAUGCUAAACACCAGCGAACCUUGUGAACGGCGGCGCUUCGACUACCUCUUGUUCCCCGAGCCGAUGAACCACGAGGAAAACUACGAACUUUGCGUCAAGCUGGACAUGGACAUGAUCAGACCCCGCGAGGGUCGCGACUAUGACCGACUGUUCGCUGAGGCGAUGGGCUUCCCGGCGUGCAAAGGCGGCCGGCGUGUGCUGUGGCUCGCCAAAAGCAACAACACGUGCCCGUCCCUCACGCCCUCCGGCCAAGAGACAGCCCCGUGCGCCUCGCGGCUGUGUGGAGGCUGCCAGCUGCAACCGCGGCGGCGACGGUUGUUCAUCAUGCGUGGGGUGUGUCCGCUGCCUGCAGACUUCGCCUUUGUGGCGACCUCCAACAACUCGGCACAGCCUUACUUCCAGGGCGUGGGGAAGUACAGCAUUGGACUUUCCAGGGACACGUGGGAGGUGCGUGACGAGACGACGGGGCAAGUAGUGGCCACCACCACGGGCAGCGACCCGCUGGGGGCACGCCAGUGGCAAGUGAACCCCGGCGUGUGCGGGAGAGCAGAACAGCGGGCGGUGAACGCGUCUCUCAGUCCGUGUAACACGCGGGAGACUCUGUGUCGCUCCGGCCAGUGCAUUCCACUGGAAAAGCGCUGCGACGGCUACCCAGACUGUCCCGGCGGCUUCGACGAGGUGGGCUGCCAGCCGGUCCGUAGGCCCCCCGACUACCUGCUGAACUCGCCGCCGCCCGACCCGCCCACGCUGAUCGACCUCAACGUACAGAUGUCGCAGGUGCUGUCGACGGACCCGCUGACGCUGCUCAUCACCACUAAGCUCACCUGGCGGGACCCGCGCCUCACCUUCGCCAACCUGCUCAACAACAAGGAGAUGCCCGUGCCGUUCACCUCCCUCAUGUGGCGGCCGCAGCUCAUGGUGUUCAUCGAGGGCACCGCUUCGCCCGAGGACCUCCUCCGCAUAUCCCAGGAGACGGGGGCAGAGGCGGAGGAGACGCUGUCGCUAACGGCGCUCUGCAAUUCCUUCCCCGUGCCCGACACCCGCGCCACACCCUCCAUCGACACGCUGUUCCCAGGGGCCAAUACGUCCAUCUCCCUCACGCAGUACUUCCGCCAGCCGCUCAACUGCCAAUUCGACCUGAGCUUCUACCCUUUUGACGUCCACCUUUGCGAGCUCCCUCUUGUGCUGCUGCCCCACGAGAGCCGCCACGCCAAGCUCGUCACCGGAACCAACAGCGCCAAGUUCACGGGGCUCAAAGGACUGACAGACUUCGAGAUUGAGGAGUUUAAAUUGAAACUCCAAGACGCGCAGCUCGGGGGUCGCCAGCACAGCGGCGUGGUACUGCAAGUCCGCCUGGCGCGCCGCUCCGCCUUCACGGUGCUGGCGGUGUACCUUCCGUCUUUCAUCCUCCUCGUGGUCAGCACCGGAUCCCUCUGGGUGUCGCACACGUCCCCGGCGCGGCUGGUGCUGAGCUGCGGCGUGGUGGGGGCCUUCCUCAUGCUGUGGGUGCUCACUGCCCUCACCAGCCCAGCCUCGGGGAAGGUGAAGGCCGUGGACGCCUGGCUCUGCUUCUGCACCAUGCACACGCUCCUACACGUCAUGCUGCACGUGCUACUUGAGGUCUUCGCGUCGCAUGAUGGUGUCUCCGUGCCGCCGCUGUUCUCCCGCGUGGCGUCGAGGGCGGCGUCACGCACUCGGGAGGUGAAGCCCAUCGAGACGGUGAGCAUCUACGACAGUCUGAUGCUGCGCGUGCCCGAGGACAACAACACGUGGACCGUCAACUACUGGAUCUCCUUCAUCGCCAGGGUCGUGUCCCCCUCCCUCAUUUUCUUCUUCAACGUCUGCUAUUGGCCCUUCGUCUUCUACUUCAGUACGGACAUAACGGAAUAACGACGCCCCCCCCACACCUGCAAUACACUCCGCACUUUGUAAUAGCUUUAGUCUUUCGUGCGAGAAUUCACAAUAACAAACGGUGCAAGGUGGUAGUAGCGGCCCCGUCCAAGACUUCUGUACAAAGGUGUCUAUUUUUGUACCGUUUCCACCCACCGUUGCUCAGGUAAAUGUGUACUAGUGGACAUAUAGCGACAGAGAUGGGCAGCUUUUGAUAACCCUCUUCCCCUUUCGCCCACCCCAUCCCCCUUUCAGGAUUAUUUUCUUAGCGCCCCAUUCCACCGCCUCCUCCCACUCUUCUCACUGUUCCAUCACCCCAUCCCUCUUCAUUGUAAGUUUUUCAGAGCUCCGUUCCCGCCGUCCCUCCUCCUCCUCCCCUUCCUAAUCCUCCCUGCAAAACUAUUACUCCAUCGCUCUUCGUAAUAAGUUCCUCAGCGUUCCAUUCCCCUCGCCACUCCAACCCUUCUCCUCCCUGCAUCAACAUCACCACCCCAUCCCUCUUCAUGAUAAAUCUUUCAGUCUCCCAUUUCGUCCACUUCCUCAUUUUCCUCCUUCCUGAAACACCAGCACAUCUUUCCCCCCUCCCCUCCCCCCUCGUCAUUUACUCCCUCACUGCACGAACUCAAGUGAGCCUCGUCAACGCUCCUCAUUUGGCCCGUAUCCUCAGACCCUUCGCCUCUCACAUCAACUAUUGCCAAAGUACAAAAAGGUGAUUAAUAGGGUUUUCAAGAGUUUUUUUUUCACGUUCAUGAUACAGAAAAAGGGUCAGACUACCACCAGGGUCAUUGAACUACCCCUGGAAAUGCCCAAAACGCCUACGGAAGCCUUGUCAAAUAUGUGGACUUAGACGCGGCCCUUUGUCUCACUGUGUCUCCUUCUCUAGAUGCAAUACUUAUCUCUGUAGCCAUCUGUCCGUACCAUAACAUACUCGUAAAUCCGUCUACCUAUAUAUGUCUAUCUAUCUAUCCGUCAAUUCAUGUCCUUCGUGACUGUUCGCUGUCCAAUCACUUUUUCGUCGGAUCUGAAACUUUUUUUAUAUUUUGUGUUGGUUUUUUGUAUGCAAGGUUACGGGACCAGUUGUUAUAUUAAGGAAAGUAGUACAUAGCCUCGCCAUGGACACACACACAUACACACACACACACACACACACACACACGCACUUCUCAUAUAUUUAUUCAAAUCAAAGAGCGCGACUGCAACCUUGAAACCAACCAUAACAUCAACACUAAUAAUAAUAGUAAUAACAAUAAUGUAUGACGAUGUAUAGACAUGUAUAUAACGAGUCCUCGCAAUAAUACAAUAAGUUCACCCCCCACCAACCCUCUAUCCGUGUCCCUCUUCCUCCCUCCCUCCUCCUCUCUCCUCUUCGCCGCAAGUUAUUUGGAAAGAAAUCAAGGAAAAAAAGAAAACUUAGCACGCACAAAUCUAUUCAGGGAACAUGAGAGGAGGAGGAAGGAAGGGAGGAAUGGGGUAGACAGAAGAGGCGGAAAAGAGGAGGAGGAUAAGGGAAAGAGAAGGAAAAAGACAAGGGAGGAUGCAGGAAGGGAGAGGAAGGUAUUAAAAUGAGAAACACUAACGAAGCAAAAUGAGUCUUGCACACACACACACACACCCACACCCACCCACACACACUUAGGUUUAGAGCGAUGAAUGUUUUUUAUGUAAUUAGAUCUAGUCAUCGAAUGUGUGAACUCUUAACGACCACGAGAAAACCGCAAAACACAGACCUUACAACACCUCUGCCGAGACCUUUUGUAACUUGUCCUGUGAUGCAACAAACUCCCUGCCGAGACUAGUGAUGAUGGCGGUAAUCAGAGAAUAUCUAUUGCACCCUUCAAGACUGUGAGGAAAACUUAACAUGAAGCCUUAAUACAACACUCUCAGUAUCUUUGCAACUUGUCCUGUGAUGCAACAAACUCCCUGCCGAGUACAAUGACGAUGACGGUAAUCUGAAACACCGUUGCCAGAUUAUCGUACCCAGAGCAUAGUAUUUAUCGGUUUCUGACGCCUAAUUAUUGCCAAGAAACAUCAGGAAUUAACUAUUUUAACGAUAACUAUGAAUAAAUCUCGUUAUUGGGGCCCAGGAGACAGUUUUGGGGUCAGAAAUCGAUAAAAAUAAGAGGCUGAGUACGACAAUCUGGUAACAUUGAUCCGAAAAUAUCUAACGAAUCCUUUAAUACUCUGAGGGAACCUCAAGACGAGGACUUAACACAACGCCCUCUCUGGACCUUUGCAACGAACUUCCUGCCGAGUACAAUGACGAUGACGGUAAUCUGAGAAUAUCUAACGAAUCCUUUUAUACUCUGAGGGAACUUUUAACACAACGCCCUCUCUGGACCUUUGCAACUUGUCCAUUGAUGCAACGAACUUCCUGCCGAGUACAAUGACGAUGACGGUAAUCUGAAAAUAUCUAACGAAUCCAUUAAUACUCUGAGGGAACCUUAGGACAACGCCCUCUCUGGACCUUUGCAACUUGUUCUGUGAUGCAACAAACUUCCUGGAGAGACUAUUGAAGGGGUGGCAUAACCAGAACAACACAUAAUGAUUCUCAGUGAUGGGCGGCCGAGAGCGGAAGGUCACGUCUUGUUAAAAUAUUCAGAGGGACAUUUGUGCUUCUUCUUCCUCCUUGUAAAGUCGCCUCGAACUGUGUGUGUGUGUGUGUGUGUGUGUGUGUGUGUGUGUGUGUGUGUGUGUGUGUGUGUGUGUGUGUGUCACUUAGGGGGUUGAUGUUUUAGAUGUUUCUCGUUUUGUUUUGAGGCAGGACUUCAAACUUUUAUUAUUGGCUCGUUUUAAUGUGGUUUACUAAUUAAGGGAGACGCGGCAAGGAUGUGUUAGGUUAAGAAUAGCAAGACAAAACACACACACACACACACACACACACACACACACACACACACACACACACACACACCGCUACAUAAGGGGGCUGGUCCCUCUCGUUGCCCCCCACUUAAAGGGUUGAGAAGUGGCGACUGCAUGCAAUAAAGGUGGUGAUGUAAGUGGUGGUGAUGGUGGUGGCGGUGACGGCGACCAAGUCAUAUCAAACUAUACUCACUGAUCUCUCAUGACUUGUAAAUAUAAAUUGUAAUAAAGCUGUAA